GAUUGCAUUAUCGGAUCAGAUUUAACCUGCAGUCCAGCAAUAUCGAGGAAAGUGCAUAUACUUCAUGCCAUUUCCACGCGAACCGUAGCUGACAGUAGUUAGGUAAUAGUGACGCAAACAGAAACGGCGGGGUGUUAUUUCAACGGAUCCUUGUUUUCUGAAAGAAAAGCAAAUAGACUAUUUUUGAAAUGUCUUCAGACGAAGACAGGGCCAAGGAAAUAUUGAAGGGCUUCAAGCUAAAUUGGAUGAAUCUUCGAGAUGCAGAGACAGGUAAAGUGCUGUGGCAGGGAACUGAAGACCUGUCAGUGCCAGGAGUAGAGCAUGAAGCUCGGGUCCCUAAGAAGAUCCUGAAAUGUAAAGCAGUGUCCAGAGAACUCAACUUUUCCUCCUCAGAGAAACUGGAGAAGUUCAGACUGGAACAGAAGGUUUUCUUUAAAGGACAGUGUCUAGAAGAAUGGUUCUUUGAGUUUGGCUUUGUUAUUCCCAACUCCACCAACACAUGGCAGUCCCUGAUAGAAGCCGCUCCAGAGUCCCAGAUGAUGCCAGCCAAUGUUUUAACUGGAAAUGUGAUAAUAGAGACCAAGUUCUAUGAUGAUGAUCUCCAUGUCAGCACCUCCAGGGUACGACUUUUCUACGUCUGACCUCUGACCUGUUUCUCUACCUUCCUAAAUGCUGACGUCCUGCCAAGGUCUACAAGUUACCAAUUUUAGAUACAGUUGUCAUCAGGAUUCGGCUCAUCUCUGACAGUCAGUGGCGUGAGCUUUGUAUUGGGUGGUUUUUCUUCAAUUUGUGUCGACCUGAAAAUAUCUAGACCUUGGGAGGAAAAGGGAAGAGGAGGAAAGAGAAGAGCUCGACUUUGUUAUCUCUUUUCCAAGAUAAUCUCUCUGCAUUACCCCCAACAGACUGUUCUACUGUAAAUACAUAUCUCAAGUCAGCCAGAGAGUCGC
Molecule: messenger RNA, 947 nt
Organism: Sphaeramia orbicularis (orbiculate cardinalfish)
Lineage: Eukaryota; Metazoa; Chordata; Actinopteri; Kurtiformes; Apogonidae
Gene: pde6d
Product: phosphodiesterase 6D, cGMP-specific, rod, delta
Exons: 5
Coding region: 189-641 (150 amino acids)
Biological process (GO): sensory perception of light stimulus
Cellular component (GO): cytoplasm
Source: RefSeq, a predicted model, not a curated record